This is a messenger RNA of Chiloscyllium plagiosum (whitespotted bambooshark), 1252 nucleotides long. Its product is annotated as uroplakin-3a-like. Gene Ontology annotation, cellular component: plasma membrane. Gene Ontology annotation, biological process: water transport; urea transport. The record is from RefSeq and is a predicted model, not a curated record. Lineage: Eukaryota; Metazoa; Chordata; Chondrichthyes; Orectolobiformes; Hemiscylliidae.
UUUGAACUGCAUGUUUCUCAUUCACUUAGACUUGCUGAUCCUUUUAGUCCGCUUGCUUUUCUUAAAUAAGCAAAUUGGGCAGAUUUCCGAAUAAAAUGAAGGUGAUACUUUUAGUGUGUGUUUGGAUCCAGUCUGCAGUCAGUGUUGUUGUGAAUUUUAAACCAGAAGUUCCCUUGACCUCUGACCUUCUAAUUUUCCGAACCGCGACCACUAUCACACUGAGCAAGCCGCUUUGUGUGUUUCCUAACGAGAGUGUUGUCGAUGUCUUCGGAGUGCAAGCGAACGUGUUCCCACUCCCAAAUGAAAUUGGCAGUGUGAACAGAAGUUAUCAACAAACAGAAGGAGGAGCCACUGGGCCUUAUCGUGUUGCCAGCUUUGCCACCCCUACCUGUACCUCUUUACCUUUCAUGGCGAGCACUGAUCCUGCAAGAAUCCAAGCUGAGAUCAAUAAAUAUCUCUUCAGAGUUGGAAAUGAUGUCCAGUGUUUGAACCAAGUCAACAACCCUCCAGAGAAUUGUAAUGCACCACUCAAAGCCAAUGCAACGUACAGAUUCAAGUAUGUUUUGCGAAAUAAAUCUACAAAUGUAAUUGAAAAUGAAACACUCUGGUCAGACCCCAUCUCCCUUCUCCGAGUUUUUGAGCCUACCCGUCUUAAUGCUUCACCAGGUGGGAGGACAGGAGGAAUGGUGGUCAUCACAACGAUUCUUUCCAUCCUCCUCUUUCUACUUCUCUGUGCCUUUGCCACUAUUCUGAUCUACAAGUUCUGGGGGACAAAAGAAUUAGCUAGACUGGAGCAGCAGCCUGUUCCAAGAAGCUACACCACUCAUGUGAGAAACCAGGAUUAUUCUGAAAGUAUCUAUUCAAAAGCAAGCAAACCUCAUCCUCCGCAGCCAACUGACCAACAGCGUUACCAGUCUACUAUUGCACCUGCUCAAGCUUCAGAGUAACAUGUUGUAAAGCUCCAAGUGAUGCUGGUGAUUUAAAAAUGAAGAUGAAAACGGAGGUUAAUGAUGGACGAAGUAAUGAUCAGCUACAGUCUGGAUGCCCUUCUGUUAAUGCAUAAUACCGGAUACCUUCUAACAUAAUGCAUAAUUAUUGGAGCCCAAAUUUGCUUUUCCAAACACUAUUGUUUAACAGAUGGUGACUACAGGGAUUGUUAAAUUUCUAACUGUGACUUGGCUUAAUUUUUGUAUGUUAUUUUUCAUGUAUUCGUUGAAAUAUAAAACAAAAUAUCUUUUCCUGUUUAUUUGAA